AUGGUGGAGAUUGUCAAGAAACUAGAGUGGAGUUACGUCUCCAUCAUCUAUGAAGAGUCCAGUUAUGGGAUUAAGGCAUUCGAAGAAUUGGAAGCCUUACUUGCGAAGAGCAACAUCUGCAUAGCUGUAAAAGAAAAACUGGUGAAAGACUCAGGAGUGGCUCACGAAGGUGCUUACGACGAGAUCGUGUCCAAACUGCUCACCAAACCCAGGGCACGAGGUGCCAUUAUCUUCGGUUCAGACCAAGAAGUCGCAGGGGUGAUGAGAGCAGUGGAACGAGCCAACGCCACCCACUCCUUCAGCUGGGUGGGGUCUGAUGGGUGGAGUGCCAGAUCUCUGGUCUCUGAUGGAAAUGAACGAGCAGUGGAAGGCACCAUCAGCGUUCAACCCCAGGCCAAUGACGUCAAGGGGUUCAAAGAGUACUUCUUGAACUUAAAUGUGAAGAAUAAUAAGAGGAAUCCCUGGUUUGUAGGCCCGAGCGUACGGCGCGUAGCGUUCCGCGCGCGCCUCAAAGAGCCAUUAGACCACCACAGAUGGGGCCCUAAAGGGCUGAUGUUCAGCCGGGGUUGCGGGGUAAGCGCAAUGAGGCACCGCGACCUCGGCACAGAGCAGGAGAAGGAACAGGGGGAGUUUUGGGAGGACCACUUUCAAUGCCGUUACCCAGGCAGCCUGAAGACUCCGUACAACGGCCAGUACUCCAGGACCUGUUCCGGCAUGGAGAGGCUCACAGUCAACAACACGGAGUUCGAGAGACAGCUGCAGUUCGUCUCUGAUGCUGUCAUGGCAUUCGCUCACUCUAUACGGGCCCCGUCUGUGGUGUUCGAAUGGCUCUUUGAGGCGCGCGCGGAACGCUACGCGCCGUACGCUCGGGCCUGGUUCUGGUCGGGCGGCGAGCUGCCCUUACUCGCCGACCGCAGGCCCGUGUUUACGGUGGCCGGAGAUCGUCCCUCGAUCCCCGACGCCCGUAGUGUCGCCAGUUGCGGCUGCUGGGGCGUGAGGAGGAGGAUUGUUCCCUCACGCGGGCCGCCUCUCUCUUUGCGAGCAGACAUUCGCCGGGUGGCUGGCAGUGGUUGGAUGAGAAGAGCUGAACAUCGAGCUUAG
This is a messenger RNA of Spodoptera exigua (beet armyworm), 1101 nucleotides long. The record is from the annotation of a GenBank genome assembly. NCBI's taxonomy places the organism in Eukaryota, Metazoa, Arthropoda, Insecta, Lepidoptera, Noctuidae.